Messenger RNA from Penaeus vannamei (Pacific white shrimp), 477 nucleotides. NCBI's taxonomy places the organism in Eukaryota, Metazoa, Arthropoda, Malacostraca, Decapoda, Penaeidae. The record is from RefSeq and is a predicted model, not a curated record.
UUUGUUUUGUUUGUGAUGCAUUUGUUUCCUGUGUUUGGUUACAGAAGUCUCAUUUCCUACCGCCAUGUUUGUUGUUGGUUACAGAAGUCUCAUUUCCUACUGCCAUGUUUGUUAAAGAAAGCACUGGCUGUGACUGGAGGAGGUGGUGUAGAACAGGCAAUGGAAUGGCUUUUAGCACAUGCUGACGAUCCAGGCAUCAACGACCCACCUGCGGAGGAUGUAACAGGUGCUGCAGCUGGGCACAGUCUUGGUUCUCAAGAGGGUAGUGAAAAGAUGGAGACUAGUGAAUACACCCAGAAAGUAAGGAGUCCUGGUGCUCCAUCACCAGCCCAGCAAAAAGCUGAAGAUGACCAGGAGAAGCUUCUGCAGAAUAGUGGACGAGAGCUGCUCAAACACUCUAUCUCUCAAUAUUGCACAUAUUCGUGCAUUCCACCUUCACCAUCCCCUCUACUGAACUCUAAUCUGUUCGUCUUCUAG